Molecule: messenger RNA, 459 nt
Organism: Mesorhabditis spiculigera
Lineage: Eukaryota; Metazoa; Nematoda; Chromadorea; Rhabditida; Rhabditidae
Source: the annotation of a GenBank genome assembly
AUGAUUUCCAAGAUUCUCGUCUCCUUGGCUCUUCCGGUUGUGGUGUUGGGAGGCUUCGGGGCUAUUACCGGCCAAGUUCGAUGCAACAAUUCUGCCGUGGCCGGUGUUGAAGCGUGGGUUUGGAGCAGCGUGGCCCCGGGAAAAAAUCAGGAAGAUCAGCAGUUUGCCGAUGUCUUGACCAACACGAAUGGUGGAUUCAAAAUUGAGGGAUGGGCCGUUGAGAAUACCGUCAAGAAGUUCCCGAAAGGAAAAUACCAACUCUGGGUGCAGAUUGGCCAUAUCUGCAAUAAGGACCCGCAAAACUGCAAAUCCGUGAUCACCUUCCUGCUCCCGGACUCCUAUCAAAAGGGCGGCGACUACAAGCUGGGAAACAUUCAGCUCUGGAACAAUAAUGCAACGACCGAGGUGCGUGAUAUGAGCUCUGGCACCUGGAAUGGGCGCUCGCAAUGUAUCAAGAAG